AUGCAGUCUACUCGAGAUCAACCCCCUAUGGGGACUCGACUGCCUCUUUCCAGGUUCUCAUACACCGAAGGACCUCUCAACUCGCACGCCCGGCUCGUCUGGACUCAUAUCAAUGGAGAUGGAGAUCUGUUUUGUGAAAUAGAGCAACAAGUUGGAGGCCUUUUUCAACCAAGUCUAAUUCUGAAAGUCGUCCAUGACGGCCGGAUGCUGGAACGAAUCGAUCUUGACCAGCAUAUUGGUGGGACCAAAAAUGAACCCAAGUCGAGUCAGGAGGGUCCAAAUGCGAAGCCGACCCUUAUGGUCGUGGUGAAGCUGCCUUCUAUCGCCAUCAAGUAUCCGUUGAAUAUCAUGCAGAUGCGUCGAGUCCAAAUCAAGUUCAGUCAGGAUCGCGACUACUACACGGUCCUAUCUAUGCUCAGCGCCGCCAAUUGUCCUCUGGCAGAGGGCUCGAUCCCAACCUUCCAUCGGCCCCCUUCGACUGUAUCCUGGGCAUCGGUAUCCACAGCCCAGUUGACCAAGAACCCGCCACGGGACGCCGGCGCUGCGAUCACCCCGGAAAGCAAUGCUCCAGUGCCCUCGAACUACAUGGGCCGAAAGGCAUAUGGCUUUGAGACAGCCUCCAAUGCCCCACAGGGCCGAUUCACCAUGCAGACCCUCGAGAGAGAGAACGAGACCGCAUUGGGACGCACCCUUCCCGCCAUUCCGGCAGAGGGAGGCCAGGCAACAUCUGAGAAAGCUCCUGCUCGUCACACUACCGGGCCAAUUUACCACGACCAGGAGCUGAAUCAGAUGUUGCCCCCGAAAAGGGACUUGCCUUUCACAAAGCUCAAGUCGAAGAUGUCUCGGGCUGGCACGACAAGCCUAAAGUCAAGUCAGCAAAUUGUCCCCGAGUCAUCUUACCCGGAGCCCGACAACCUGAAACGGCGGGAAUCUUUCAUGUCCGAGUCGCAGUCCCAGCAACUGAUUCAGACACAGCCCUACCCCGAAACAAUGAAUCUCUCCCAGGAUCCUGCGAGAGUUCAGGCGACUUUGCCUUACCCUAGUGUGAGCACUGAAUCGCAGCAGCAAGGGCGUGUGUCUUCAGUUGCAGGGACUAGCCAGCGUGCCCGGACUGACGAUGGGCAUGUCAGUGAAACAAUCAUCCAAGCGCCUCAAUCGGCAAGGUGGUCGGUGCCAAUAUCCGUGGAAGAGCAGUUGUCGGAGUACGUUAAGGCACCGACUAAGGAACGCUCUGCAUUCCUCGAGAAGUGGAUGUGCGAGUUGAUCCAGGAUGACAACUUUGUAAGUCUUUGCGAAGAUGUCGAGGGGACAUGGAGACGCUUUGCUUUCGGGGUGAAGCCAUAA
This is a messenger RNA of Penicillium subrubescens, 1344 nucleotides long. RefSeq lists its product as uncharacterized. The transcript has 4 exons. Bases 1 to 1344 code for a protein of 447 amino acids. The record is from RefSeq and is a predicted model, not a curated record. NCBI's taxonomy places the organism in Eukaryota, Fungi, Ascomycota, Eurotiomycetes, Eurotiales, Aspergillaceae. Gene Ontology annotation, biological process: reciprocal meiotic recombination.